AUGUCUGAGGCUUCUGCGCUCCCCGACAUUGCUUCGAACCCCGACGCCGUCCUUGGCGACACCGGCGCGACGUGGCGCAACGGCCAACCCCCUAGCUACCGCCGCACCCGCGAGUACUACGAGCAGACCAAGAAGAAGACCUGGACCGGUGGCUCGCUCGAGGACAUUGUUUCGAACCUGGUCAAGAACUGGGAGAUUGAGGCCUCGUACAAGACCGACUACAACGACUGGCGCACCGUCGACCAGGGUGCUUACACCUUUUCGUGCAACGGCGGCCCCAACGUCAGCGGCCCCGACAUGGUCAACGUCGGCACGUACAACGCCCUCCUGUCGUCGUCCAAGUACUACUCGCCCGAGCACAACAGCUUUGAGGGCUCGCACAAGACCUUCAAGCGCAUGAUGCCCGUGUUCGCCUGGGAGGUUCUCGAGGUCUACUCUGGCCCCCCCGUGGUGUCGUUCCGCUGGCGUCACUGGGGCGAGAUGAAGAUGGACUACGUGGGAUUCAACGACGAGGGCAAGAAGUGCCGCGUCAAGGCCCACCGCGGCCUCAUUGACAUUGAGGGCACGCUCGUCGCCAAGGUCAACGACAAGCUGCAGAUCCAGUCCAUCGACGUCUGGUACGACCCCAUGUCCCUCUUCCACGAGGUCACCAAGGACGGCGCCGAGGUACUCAUUGAGGAGGGCACCGACACCCCGCCCACCCCCUCCGGCUGCCCUGUCGCUCACUAA
Apiotrichum porosum is the source of this 729-nucleotide messenger RNA. RefSeq lists its product as uncharacterized. The coding region runs from base 1 to 729 and encodes 242 amino acids. The transcript has 3 exons. Lineage: Eukaryota; Fungi; Basidiomycota; Tremellomycetes; Trichosporonales; Trichosporonaceae. The record is from RefSeq and is a predicted model, not a curated record.